CACUAUUAAACCUAGUGCUCAGGGAAACAGAGGCAGAGAGCGCUUCACCGAGUAGAUCGGCCUAAGAAGGAGAAUGAUGAAGCAGGUGUUGCUCGGGAUUUUUGGUGGAGCUGCCAUAAUGACAGUGGGUAUCCUCAUCGGUCACUACGGCAUCGCAAAGAGCGGCUCUGCACCAUCCUGGGUGAACGAUGUGGCCAAGGAUGUGGAUGAGAGCAUGGUGCAGCAGUUCCUGUCUGAGGUGGAUACCACCGAGAUUCAAGGAAACCUACAGGAGCUGACAAAAGUCCCCCACAUGGCAACCUCGGCUGGAGACGAGCAGACGGUGAAGUUUAUGCUGCAGAGAUGGCAGGACUCUGAAACUGGUCUGGAUGCGGCUUGGAGAGAGGAAUAUGCAGUCUAUCUUUCCUUCCCAGACCCAAAGAAUCCCAAUAAGGUCACUGUAGUGAACCCCUCGGACACGGUGCUACACACCAUCAGACAAACGGAGAAGCCUUACACUGACGACCAAAGACAUCCUGAUGUGGUUCAGCCGUACGCUGCCUACUCUCCUGCAGGACAUGCAAAGGGGAAACUGGUUUACGCCAACCAGGGGAAAACAACGGACUACGCAGAGCUGAACAAGACAAUGGACCUCAGAGGAACCAUCGCCAUCACCAAGUAUGGUGGAGCAGGAAGAGGAGAUAAAGCCAUCAAUGCAGAGCCAUACGGCGUCGUCGGCGUGCUGGUGUACACCGAUCCUCUGGACAUGAACGAUGGUCUCAUGUCAGACGCCACAGAGACGUAUCCUCACUCCUGGUACCUGCCGCCCUCCGGCGUGGAGAGAGGUUCUUAUACCAGGGACUAUGGAGACUUGCUCACACCUUACCUGGCUGCCAAAGCUGACACCUACAGAAUUCCAGAGAGUGAUAUCAAAGGGUUACCUCCGAUUCCCAUUCAGCCGAUUGGAUUUGAGGACGCAUACGUAUUGAUCUGUGCGUUGGGUGGCGCAGCGGCCCCACAGGAAUGGCAGGGAGGAUUCAACUGUACCUACAACUUUGGUGCUCCAGGGUUCGACACAACAUCCACUUUCAACAACAGUGAUGUAGAAAUGAACAUCUACAACAAUGCAACUGUGAAAAACUCCUCCAAUGUGAUGGGAGUGAUCAGAGGGAGUGUUGAGCCAGACAGGUAUGUGAUCUACGGGAACCACCGGGACAGCUGGGUUCACGGUGCCAUCGACCCGAGUAGCGGAACGUCGGUCAUGCUGGAAAUAACCAGGGUGCUGGGCAGGAUGGUCAAGCAGGGUAAAUGGAGACCUCGUAGGUCCAUCAUCUUUGGAAGCUGGGGAGCUGAGGAGUUUGGCCUUAUUGGGUCUGCAGAAUACACAGAGGAAUAUUUUACUAUGCUCAGUGAACGCACCAUUGCCUACAUAAACGUGGACAUUGCUGUCUUUGCCAACGCCACCCUCCGGGCCUCAGGGAUGCCGUCGGUGCAGAACGUCAUCUUCCAAGCCACAAAACAGGUGGAUGCGCCCGGCCUCGACUCCACAUCUGUGUACGACAACUGGAAGCGUUUUACCAACAGGACAAGCCCGGCCCACGGACUCAUUCCCAGGUUGGGAUAUCUAACAGGAGCAGGGAGUGAUUAUGCUGCCUUCGUCCACCACCUGGGAAUCGCCUCCAUGGAUAUUUCAUACACAUAUGACAGGAGUAAAACAAAUGCUCGGAUUUAUCCCGCCUACCACACAGCAUACGACACCUACGACUACGCCUCAAAGUUCAUCGAUCCUGGAUUUUUCAGUCACCAAGCGGUGGCCAGGACAGCAGGAAAUGUCCUGAUCCGCCUGGCUGACAGUCUGGUGCUGCCGUUGAGCUGCAGGGACUACGCUGAGAGUCUGGAGCAGUACCUGGACACGGCAGUGGGUCUUUAUGAGACAAAACUGCAGGCUAAAGGAAUCUCCAUCGAACCACUAAAACGUGCAGUGGCCAACUUUCGCAGCGCAGCCGACCGUCUGGACGAGGUGAUUCAGAGCUCAGACCUGGCGAAUGAAACGCCAUUGAAGGUGCGAAGGAUCAACGACCAGCUCAUGCUGCUUGACCGGGCGUUCUUGAAUCCUCUGGCCUUCCCGGAUAAAUAUGCAUUUCGGCAUGUCAUCUGGGCUUCCAGUAGUGCUGGAAAGGCAACGUUCCCAGGUCUAGCAGACGCCUUUGCCAAGGCCGAGCUAUCAGGACUGCCCAGCGACUGGGCAAGAGUCCACUACCACCUGUCGGUGGUGAGCCAAGCCAUCGACGGCGCCGCCAGCACGCUGACUGAUGUCAUAUAAGCACCGCCUGGGAGCAAGAGCUGCACAAACGCAGCCCUUUAAUCAGGACACAGGGACCUUGACAUCGCCGGACAUCCAAUGAUGAAACUAUUUAAGAGAUUAGAUCAGGAAGGUUGAUGUUUCAAUGUCAUCUCUUCCUUUUUGAUUGUGGUUUAGAUCACCUUUCUUUUAAACUUGUUGGAUUUGAUGAAAUGUUUUCCUCAGUGUUGUUUUGUUUUUCCCUGUUGCACAUGAAGGUGCAUUCUUUUGGAAAAAUUCACCACGUGGCUUUAUUUCUUCAAAAUGCAUUCUGAGGGCAGCUUUCUCUCUUUUUAUUAUGUUAAUUUAGGAUAAGAGGACACACUUCAGCGAUCCCUGGUGUUUGGAAGAUCCUAAAUUAGGAAAUCUAGGGUCAUUGGGGUUCAACGGAAACCCUGCAACUGCUUUUUCAUGCAUCAUGGGCACGGGUUUAUUCAUAUCAGUGAAGUCAAAAUGUAAAAAUAUCUUGUAGUUAUACUGUCUGCAGCUAAAUAAAAGUCAGAGUGAAUAUCCUUA
This is a messenger RNA of Cololabis saira (Pacific saury), 2836 nucleotides long. RefSeq names its product N-acetylated alpha-linked acidic dipeptidase like 1 (gene naaladl1). The transcript has 19 exons. Lineage: Eukaryota; Metazoa; Chordata; Actinopteri; Beloniformes; Belonidae. The record is from RefSeq and is a predicted model, not a curated record. Gene Ontology annotation, molecular function: carboxypeptidase activity. Bases 74 to 2302 code for a protein of 742 amino acids.